Dermacentor silvarum is the source of this 1329-nucleotide messenger RNA. RefSeq lists its product as uncharacterized. The transcript is spliced from 2 exons. Lineage: Eukaryota; Metazoa; Arthropoda; Arachnida; Ixodida; Ixodidae. Bases 1 to 1329 code for a protein of 442 amino acids. The record is from RefSeq and is a predicted model, not a curated record. Gene Ontology annotation, molecular function: nucleic acid binding; zinc ion binding.
AUGACGAGCCCACAGUACGAACUGAACGAUCUCAGGGAGUUGGCCGAGAUCUGCAGUCAAGCCAGGGAAAACUCAGGCCUGGCUGCAGCGGCCGCGUCACCCACAAACUUUGGCCGUGAAAGCACGUACAACAUUCCUAUACCCCCUACAAAUGUAGGAGUGCCCAACCCCGCGCACCUCACCAACACAGCGGCACAUGUCGCGAGAUCACCACGCGUCACGGAGCCCGAUAGUGGCCCGUUCCCAGUAAACACAGGGACCUCCGCAAUCGGGCCGGACAGUUUCGGAGGUUCCAAUAGCGGAGGAAAACCUGCAGACGCGGCAAAUCCCGUGCACUUUCUGGCGAGCGCUUUGCAGCAGGUGUUGCAAACCGCAAUUUCACCCGGGCCUCGUGUCGGAGUCCCGACACCGACGUACAGUGGCUACGGCGAUCAAAUGAGCGCCAGCGUUUUUCUACUGGCGUUGCGACAGUACGAGCAAGCGACUGGCAUGCGCGAGAGCGCGGUGUUGGAGAGAGUUCUCCCGGUUGCUCUAGUCGGCCAGGCCGCCCGGUGGUACCGUUUGGUAGGCCACACGGCGAGCACCAUGGACGAGUUUCGUAGGCUGUUCAGAGACGAAUUCCUCCCGUAUGACUACCGACUGCAGAUGCGGAGGGAGUUGGAACUACGCACACAGGCCCCGGACGAAUCGCUGGUGGAAUACGUUCGGGCGAUGCAGGAGCUUUUCGAGUAUGCUGAUCCGAGCGCUUCGAACACGGAGCGAGUGGAGCGGGUAAUUCGACAAAGCCACCCUACCUUCGCACUUUAUCUGCGGAGUUCACGCUGCAGAGACCUGAACGAGCUGGCCGCAGAAUCACGCAGGGUGCAAGCCGAAAUCUCGGCAGCCCGCGCGUACCGACCACCGCCGCCGCCAUCGGAGUCCUUGGAACCAAGCUGCGCUUGGCACGGCAGCGGGCGCACGAACAGCGAGCACGCUGCGAUGCCGGGUCGGUCCGUAGGUGCAACGGCGCCGUUCGAAAUAUCGGACCGCGCCCUCGAUCCCUACGCAUGCGGGUGGAGGACCGCGCAGGCAAUACAGUCAAAAGGCUGGUGCAGCGCACAACAUCACGCCCGAUCAGACGAUUACAGGCCAGUACCGAAACUAGGCAGAUCCGCUAGAAACGCGAUCACGGAUGGCCGUCCUCAGCCCAAUGCUUGGAGAUCGGCGGAGCAGCCCGGCUUAGCACAACCCACGACGCGGAAUACCGUACGUUGUUUCAACUGUGCCCAGACGGGACACAUCGCGCGUGAGUGCCCUAACCAACAGGGAAACGAGACGGGCCGCCGGUAA